AUGAGCUCCCGAGUGUGCCAGACCUGUGGGGGGUCCGACAUCGAUGUGGACCAGGCCCGGGGCAGCGCCGUGUGUACGGGCUGUGGUUCGGUUCUGGAGGACAACAUCAUCGUGUCAGAGGUCCAGUUUGUUGAGGGAAGUGGAGGCGUGUCUUCCACCGUGGGACAGUUUGUCUCUGCAGAUGGUCCAGUUAAAGCUCCUCUUCUUGGUUCUGCAUUUCACAUCAGCGUUGGGAAGGAGUCCCGAGCUCAGACCCUGCAGAGCGGGAAGCGUCAGAUCCAGCAGCUCGGCAGUCAGCUUCAGCUCAACCAGCACUGUCUGGAAACGGCCUUCAACUUCUUCAAGCUGGUGGUCAGCAAACACCUGACCCGUGGGCGCAAGAUGGAGCACGUCAUCGCCGCCUGCCUCUAUUUGGUGUGUCGCACAGAGGGCACGCCCCAUAUGCUGCUGGACCUGAGCGACCUGCUGCAGGUGAACGUUUACAUUCUGGGAAAAACAUUCCUAUUGCUGGCGAGGGAGCUCUGCAUCAACGCGCCUGCCAUUGGGUCCUAG
This is a messenger RNA of Nematolebias whitei (Rio pearlfish), 552 nucleotides long. Its product is annotated as transcription factor IIIB 90 kDa subunit-like. Lineage: Eukaryota; Metazoa; Chordata; Actinopteri; Cyprinodontiformes; Rivulidae. Gene Ontology annotation, molecular function: RNA polymerase III general transcription initiation factor activity; TBP-class protein binding; RNA polymerase III type 3 promoter sequence-specific DNA binding. Gene Ontology annotation, cellular component: transcription factor TFIIIB complex; nucleus; transcription preinitiation complex. Gene Ontology annotation, biological process: DNA-templated transcription initiation; transcription preinitiation complex assembly; transcription by RNA polymerase III. The coding region runs from base 1 to 552 and encodes 183 amino acids. The record is from RefSeq and is a predicted model, not a curated record. The transcript is spliced from 6 exons.